AUGCCACCUAAGGUCCCCAACCUUAAGUUUAAGCCACGGCAUAUUGUCCGAGCUAAGGAAGAACCCGACGUAUCGGAAUCCCCCACAGCUUUAGACAACCUGAGUUUUGUGCAGCUGGAGCGCUUGCGACUUCAACAGGAGGCUGCACUUCAGCAGGAGCAGAAGGAACGAGAACAGCAACUGUAUUCCGCACAACAACAUGUCGCAAACGGUGUGUCCUCUGCACCCUCAGGAGCACUUCACAACGCAGGUGCUGCAACCCCCGGUGGCAGUGAGCGUUUGCGAGGAUUCGGUCGUGUGGCCGUUGCAGCAGCUGCCGUCAGGGCACUCACGCGUGACUUCUCAAAUUUGCCCCCCACGUCGGAGCACCUUCCGGAGAACACCAUGUCUUCAGUACUUGAGAUGGAGUCGGAGAACCCCGCAACAACCGUUUAUCGUCCAACCCCACUGGACAGCAAUGUUUCUGCAGAGCCGAAGCAUGAGGCGGAGUUUUCUGUCGAGGGUGAUGUGAAGGUGCCGGUGGCGGAGACGGGGAAUGAUGGCAUUGCCUUCCUAAAAGGAUAUGAAAAGGAAUUGAAGAGCAGCCGACAGGACAACUUGCGCUUCGAUCGUGAUGUUCUUCAUGCUUCUGCCAAUGCUCUUGACGUUGAGGCGGACGUUGGGCGCCGCAAUGUGGGUGAACUUGUGUGGUUUCAGUUACCCCGAUUCCAGGCGGACCCACCCUUUCGGCUCUCUAACCUUCCUCCUGGAAAGGUGGGAGAAAUUAAAGUGUAUAAAAGCGGGCGUAUGAUCAUGGAGAUUGGCGGUGUUUGUUACGAUGUAGCAGUGGAGGGCUACUCAGCCGUAGGCACCGAGGCGUGUAAUGUCGUGUCGGCCGUUACGCCAGCCCAACAGCCUACGGAUAUGGCGAGGUGCUACCAACUGGGACUACUUUCAAAGAAGCUUGUAUGCACUCCCAGCAUCAACGUCGACGCGCACUGA
Messenger RNA from Trypanosoma brucei brucei TREU927, 981 nucleotides. RefSeq lists its product as hypothetical. Lineage: Eukaryota; Euglenozoa; Kinetoplastea; Trypanosomatida; Trypanosomatidae. Gene Ontology annotation, cellular component: RNA polymerase III complex. Bases 1 to 981 code for a protein of 326 amino acids. The transcript has a single exon. Gene Ontology annotation, molecular function: DNA binding. Gene Ontology annotation, biological process: transcription by RNA polymerase III. The record is from RefSeq and is a predicted model, not a curated record.